AUGUUGGGCAGCUCCGCGCCGCGGCCUGUGGCCCGCGAGACGGCGGCACUGCAGGCGCUGCAGCAGACGGGGUUCCAGGAGGACCAGGAGAACAUCAACCCGGAGAAGGCGCCCGCCCCGCAGCCGCGGACCCAGGCCGCGCUGGCUGUGCUGAAGGCCGCGAACCCGCGGUGUCCCGCGCCGCAGAAGCCCAAGACGCGCCGGGUAAAGGUCGCACCUCUAAAGGAUCUUCCGGUGAAUGAUGAGCAUGUCACUGCUGUUCCUCCUUGGAAGGCAAACAGUAAACAGCCUGCAUUCACCAUUCAUGUGGAUGAAGCAGAGGAGGAGACUCAAAAGAGGCCAUCUGAAAAAAGAACAGAGUGUGAGAAUGUCCUGGCUUUUAGUACAGCUGCUACUUUACCUGGACCAAGAAAACCUCUGGUGCCUCUGGAUUAUCCGAUGGAUGGUAGUUUUGAGUCGCCACACACUAUGGAUAUAUCAAUUGUGUUAGAAGAUGAAAAGCCAGUGAGUGUUAAUGAAGUGCCCGACUACCACGAGGAUAUUCACACAUACCUUAGGGAAAUGGAGGUCAAGUGUAAGCCUAGAGUGGGCUACAUGAAGAAGCAGCCAGACAUCACUAACAGUAUGCGGGCUAUCCUUGUGAACUGGCUGGUUGAAGUGGGAGAAGAAUAUAAACUACAGAAUGAGACCCUGCACUUGGCUGUGAACUACAUCGACAGGUUCCUCUCGUCCAUGUCAGUGCUGAGAGGGAAACUUCAGCUUGUGGGCACAGCUGCCAUGCUGCUAGCCUCAAAGUUUGAAGAAAUAUACCCCCCAGAAGUAGCCGAGUUUGUGUACAUCACCGAUGAUACCUAUACCAAGAAACAGGUGCUGAGAAUGGAGCACCUAGUUUUGAAAGUCCUUGCUUUUGACCUAGCUGCACCAACAGUAAAUCAGUUUCUUACCCAAUACUUUCUACAUCAGCAGCCUGCAAACUGUAAGGUUGAAAGUUUAGCAAUGUUCUUGGGAGAGUUGAGUUUGAUAGAUGCUGACCCGUACCUGAAGUACCUGCCAUCAGUCGUUGCUGGAGCAGCCUUUCACUUAGCUCUCUACACUGUCACAGGCCAGAGCUGGCCUGAAUCGCUGGUACAGAAGACCGGAUACACCCUGGAAAGCCUCAAGCCCUGUCUCCUGGACCUCCACCAGACCUACCUCAGAGCCCCGCAGCAUGCACAGCAGUCCAUAAGGGAGAAGUACAAGCAUUCGAAGUAUCAUGGAGUUUCUCUCCUCAACCCACCAGAGACACUAAACGUGUAACGUGGAAGACUGCCUGUUUUCUAAGAUGUAAAUCCCUCAGAGUACAUGGUGUACAGUUUUUAUCUUGGGUUGUCAUUUCACAAUCAUUUAUGAACAUAGAAGUUAUGGUCAAGGACAAAUUAUG
Marmota flaviventris (yellow-bellied marmot) is the source of this 1420-nucleotide messenger RNA. Lineage: Eukaryota; Metazoa; Chordata; Mammalia; Rodentia; Sciuridae. The record is from RefSeq and is a predicted model, not a curated record.